Chelonus insularis is the source of this 5234-nucleotide messenger RNA. It is a transcript of the gene Gcn2, whose product is annotated as eukaryotic translation initiation factor 2 alpha kinase Gcn2. Lineage: Eukaryota; Metazoa; Arthropoda; Insecta; Hymenoptera; Braconidae. Gene Ontology annotation, cellular component: cytoplasm; nucleus. Bases 317 to 5164 code for a protein of 1615 amino acids. Gene Ontology annotation, molecular function: eukaryotic translation initiation factor 2alpha kinase activity; ATP binding; protein binding. Gene Ontology annotation, biological process: DNA damage checkpoint signaling; regulation of translational initiation by eIF2 alpha phosphorylation. The transcript has 8 exons. The record is from RefSeq and is a predicted model, not a curated record.
UUUAAGUCGUAUACAAUUGUAAUGCAACGGGAGUUGCGAAUUACGUUUGUUAGAUUGUUCUGCCGGUUGAAUUUUCUCUGAAUUAAUCAGUAUUAAAAAGUUUUUCACAAUGUAGGGGUUAAAUGAACUUUCAAAAGCCAUACGUUUAUAAUUGUAAUGAAAAUUUUGAAUUAAUUUAUCAGUUGAAAGACAAAAUCUAACCUUUUCCCUCCUUCAUUUUUGUAUGUACAAUCAAUUUUAACAAAGUCUACCUUUUUUACUCAUAUUUUUUAUAAUUUAUCUGUAAAUAUAAUAAACUAAUGAUUGACUGUCGUUGAUGAAAAUGUCUCAAGUAGAAUCAUGUCAAGAUCGCCAAAAUAAUGAAUUUGAAGUCCUAAAGUCAAUUUUUGGAGACGAAUUGAAAGAUUUAAGAAAAACUAAACAGAAGAAAAAAUGGCAACCAAUGAAUAUCAAAAUGACUUUAACUCCUUCACAAGGGAUGUCUGGACCAGCACAAGUCUAUGCACAAAUCGACUUGCUAAUCAGCUGUGGAGAAACAUAUCCAGAAGAAGCUCCACGAAUUCAAUUAAAAAAUAGUCGAGGUUUGUCUGAUCAACAAAUAGCUGUGCUUUUUUCGGAGUUAGAACAUUUAGCAGAAAAUUUAAAAGGUGAAGUCAUGAUUUUCGAACUUGCCCAACAUGUACAAAAAUUUUUACACGAGCAUAAUAAACCCAGCUACAGUAGUUUUUAUGAAGAAAUGGUAUCACGGCGUCAGGAAAAGAUACAAUCUGAAAUGCAGGAAAAGCAAAUGAAAGAAGAUAAAGAACGCCAGGUAUUACAAGAUGAAAUCCAACGCCGUCAAGAAGCUCUGAAAGCUGAAUUCCGUGAUCGAAAAGAGAUGGCUCGUUUAUCCAAAGAAUCAAACGCUUUAUCUCAAUCGAUUCCAUCAUCCCCUCAUGAACGCGUACGUACUUAUUCUAGAAGAAGAUGUCAAAGUACAUCUGAAAGCUCAGAAGGUCCACUGUGUGAGCAUCGUGGUACAAAACUGUUGCAUUUCGUUAAUAAUAAAGGAGAAAGACAAGUGCAUCGUGGCAAGUGUUUGGGACAUAGCUCAAAGGGUUCUAUAGUUUAUGCUGGUGUUGAUAUGAAUACUGGAGAACUAUUUGCCGUUACUGAAUGGACGUUGAAGUGUGGCAGCGCUGAAGAGGCUAACAGUGAGCCAGAGACUUCGGAUCUUCAGCAUUCAAUGAAACAAAUAGGAAGUAUUGAACAAGAAUUAAAUCACCUACAUAAACUUCAUCAUGCAAAUCUUGUUCAUUAUUUAAAUAUGAAGUAUUUGCAAAAUAAAGAUAGUAUUGUUAUCUAUAUUCUACAAGAAUUUGUUGUGGGUACGACAUGUUCAUUCUUCCUAAUGGAAAGUAUCCCAAUGGCUAUUGAUAUGCUAAGAUAUCUCGCUUCUGGAGUACUAUCAGCACUUGAAUAUUUACAUGAAAAUAACAUCGUCCAUAAAGAUCUGCGAGACUCCAGUAUACAUAUAAAUCAUACAGGUGUUGUUAAAGUUUCUGAUUAUUCAUUGAAUAAGCGACUUUCUGAUAUUUAUCACUCAAGUUGUCUUGCUAAGGCUGAACAUGAUUUUCCUACUAUUCAGGGUAGAGGAGGAAAGAAGUUAGAUAUUUAUAGAUUUGGAAUUUUACUUUUAUCUCUGUUAAAAGGUACUAUUGUUUCGGAGAAUGAGUUAGACCUUGAAUUAAAUUUACCAAUAGAACUCAAAGAUUUUUUGUCAAAAUGUUUGAAUAAUGAUGAAAGAUCUAGAUGGUCUGCGAAACAACUUCAACAACAUUCUUUUAUACGUGCACCUAUUUUUCGAGAAUUAUCGUCACCUAAACGAUAUUGUGAUAAGGAACAAAAUAACUCUGAGACUGAAGAACCGGCAUCUGAUGUUCACUUUAAUCUCCCAACAAUUGAUGGUCAUUCCCGGAUUAAAAAUGAAUUUGAAAUUUUGAAGCUGCUUGGAGAAGGUGCUUUUGGAGAUGUUUGGAAGGUCAGGAAUAAACUAGAUAGUGGAGUAUACGCAAUCAAAAGGAUAGCUCUAAAUCCAAAGAAUAAACAGUUGAACAAAAAAAUGAUCAGAGAAGUUAAACUGCUAUCAAGACUGAAUCACGAGAAUGUAGUAAGAUAUUAUAACUCUUGGAUUGAGAAUGUUAUUGUGAAUGAUGUCACCGAAUCACCUACUUCACCAUCUGAUACUAUUCUGUCAGUACGAAAUAAUAACAAAAUUAAUCACGGAUUAGAAUCAGAUAAGUUGGAGAAAUUUCUAACACCAAUGAUUGAUGCUGAUUGGACUGCAUCUUAUGAAGCUCGAUCAAAAGCUGCUGAUUCAGAGGAAGAUGAUCGAUCUGAUAGUUCUAGUGAUGAUAGUGAUGAAGAAGGACAAUUUUUUAUGGGAAAAUCUAUGGAUUCCUCUGAUAGUAUAGAAUUUGAACGGAAUGGUGAAUCUCCUACUGAAGAUUCUAAGCUGGAAUCCUGCGAAACUUCUGAAAAAAUGACCAGCGAAGAGAACAGUUUUGAACAGAAAACUCAAUUUAUGUAUAUUCAGAUGGAAUUUUGUGAAAAAAGUACUUUAAGAACUGCUAUUGAUAAUGGACUGUAUCAAGAUGAAGACAGAGUUUGGAGACUGUUUAGAGAAAUGGUUGAAGGAAUUGCUUAUAUUCAUCAACAAGGGAUGAUCCAUCGGGACUUGAAGCCAGUAAAUAUUUUUUUGGACAGUAAUGAUCAUGUUAAAAUAGGAGAUUUUGGUCUAGCGACGACAAAUAUUUUAUGUUCGUUAGUACCGAAUGUUGAAAAUGAUCGAGAGAAUCAAUUAAUUAAUAAGUCUGCUAAUUAUAGUUUAGAUGAACCUAGAUCUAUGACCGGUCAGGUUGGAACUGCACUUUAUGUUGCUCCAGAACUAAGAAAAGAAGUUACUAAAGCUAGAUAUAAUCAAAAGGUUGAUAUUUAUAGUCUUGGAAUAAUUCUUUUUGAAAUGUGUUAUAAACCUCCAGAAACAAAAAUGGAGAGAGUAACUAUUUUACAAAAUGUUCGAUCAAAAGAUAUAACUUUGCCUUCUGAUAUGAUUGAGACAGACAUGUCACAUCAAAUUCAUCUUCUCAGAUGGCUUUUGAAUCAUGAUCCAAGUCAACGACCAACAGCUCAAGAGCUAUUAGCAUCAGAAUAUCUACCUCCUCCACUGUUAGAAGAAGCCGAGCUGCAAGAGAUGGUGCGACAUACUUUGUCAAAUAGCCAUAGCAAGGCGUAUAAAUACCUCAUCGCUUGUUGUUUUGCGCAAGAAGUUACAGCAGCUGAAGAUAUUACUUAUGAUAUGAAUUUACCAUCUAGAUCAACUACUAAUACAUCAUCAGUAAAGCUUGACUUCUUACAAGAACGAAUAAAAGCUAAAGUGAUUGAAGUGUUUCAAAGACAUGGAGGAGUUAAUUUAGUUACUCCAUUAUUGAUGCCCAAGUCUUCUCAUUUGUAUCCUACUGAGUCUUAUGUCCAACUAAUGACACAUUCUGGAAGCAUCGUCUCUAUUCCACAUGAUCUCAGAGCUCCUUUCGCGAGAUAUGUUGUGUGGAAUAAUAUUAUAAAUUAUCGAAGAUAUGCUAUUGAACGUGUUUAUAGAGAAAAAAAGGUUCAUGGCUUCCACCCUAGAGAACUCUACGAAUGUGCAUUUGACAUAAUAAGUCCAACUUCCAACUUAAUGGCUGAAGCAGAAUUAAUUCGAAUUGCGUGGGAAUUAUUUAACGAAAUUCCUGAAAUGCGUCAGCGAAAUUUUACUGUUCGAUUAAAUCACACAUCAUUACUCCAAGCCGUUUUUAUGUACUGUGGAAUAGAACCAGAAAAAUAUCAAGAUAUAUAUUCUAUUCUUUGUAAUGCCCGUGAUGGCAAAUGUUCAAAAUUUCAAGUACAAACACAUUUCACAAGUUUAUGUUUAACUGAUCAAGCUAUGGACACUCUUUUUAAUUUGUUUGAUACAGAAAAUUCUGUACCAAAGAUUGCGAGUGUAUUAAAGACAAUAACAAAACGAAAAGGAGAUGCUGCUAUUUUAGCUAAAGAAGGUCUUCAAGAAAUCGAAGCUGUUUCUGCUUAUCUCGAAGCUAUGGGAGUAAAGUGGCCGAUAACAAUAAUGCCUCUUCUUGCGUACAACAUGCAACAUCACAGCGGGGUAAUUUUUCAAAUUACCUGUGAUCUAAAACGUCGAAGAAGACGUGGUGGGCAAGAAGUGAUAGCUGCUGGUGGUCGAUAUGAUAAAAUGUUACAAUCGUUUCGAAGAAUUUUAGAGAGAACCGGUCUAGCGAGUAAAGAAAUUUCGCAGUAUGGUGUUGGAAUAAGUAUUUCCCUUGACAAACUUGUCUGUGCUAUCCGAGAAUUUUCCACCGACGAGUGUAUUGAAGCUAACAUGCCUAAAUAUGGCAUUGAAGUUGCUGUAGGCUAUGUUGAUAGAUCAGCAGAAAGAGAGGCUGAAUUUGUGGAUCUUUUACGUGAAAUUUGGGCUCUAGGGCUUAGAGUAACUGUUUUGGAUUUUUCAACGACUGAAGAAAUUCUUGAUUAUUGCCGAGAAAAUUCUAUACCUCAUGUAAUCAUUUUAAAGAGUAAUGAAAAAGGAAACUUUAGAUUACAGUCUUGGGAAAGAGAUAGAUUUAAUGAGAGGAAAAUUAGUAUGACUGAUAUUGCAGAACAUUUGCAAAGACAAACAGAUACACCACUGCCAGCAUUAAACAGAUCUGAAAGCAAAAUCAAUGCCAUUAAUGAGACUUCUAUUUCAUCGAAUAAUCCCGUAAAUGUUAAUUUUAAUUUUGUACUUUCUGAAAGAGAAAAACUAUCAGCAAGCGGAAGAAGAAGUUACAAAAACUCGAUGCUUGCUUCAAUGUCGAAUGCUUUACAGAGAAUAUCCUAUAAAACCUGGAUCGAGGUAUUUGCUGUAUUUUUAGAGAUGUCUGUUAUCCGAACGAUGGUUAGUCUUUUGGAAAUUGAUGAGAGAGAACAAGAUUUUCAGAAAAGUAUUCAACAAGUUAUUGAUAAACAUCCGAGGCAUAAGAAAUACAUUAAACAAAUUUGCGAUGAAAUGAGUGAAGUAAGAAAUGAGAAACAACGACCUGUUUUGGCCCUUUACAGCCUGACCGAUAACAAAUUUAUGAUUCUUAUCUAAGAAAAUUUAUACAAGUUGUAGAAGAAAAAGAGUUUAAUUACAAAAUAAAUCUCUUCAAUAUUUUCAUUAA